This is a messenger RNA of Rhineura floridana, 544 nucleotides long. It is a transcript of the gene MRPL52, whose product is annotated as mitochondrial ribosomal protein L52. The record is from RefSeq and is a predicted model, not a curated record. The coding region runs from base 47 to 523 and encodes 158 amino acids. The transcript has 5 exons. Gene Ontology annotation, biological process: mitochondrial translation. Lineage: Eukaryota; Metazoa; Chordata; Lepidosauria; Squamata; Rhineuridae. Gene Ontology annotation, molecular function: structural constituent of ribosome. Gene Ontology annotation, cellular component: mitochondrial large ribosomal subunit.
AGACAAACCAUCCCAAAAUGGCCGCGACCACUGUAGUUCUCCAAAAAUGGCGGCUCCCGAGUUAAUUUUUUUCCGUACAACCUCUACGACUGUAAAGCGCAUGGCUUUUUGUGAGAGUUUUAUUGUCAAAAUGGCAGCUUGCGUGACGAGAAGGCUAGGACCUCAGGUGGCAAAAAUCGCUUCAGUGUCUCGGACUAUCCAUUGCAGCGCUGUGAAUCAGGGUGGUGGGGUAUGGAGAGUGAAGCAUGGUUUCCCUAUAAACCCUUCAAUUUACGGGCCUUUAACAGACCUUCCUGAUUGGUCGUUUGCUGAUGGGCGGCCUGCCCCACCUAUGAAAAAUCAUCUCCGCCGGCAGGAAAAGAACGAAGUGUUGGCUCGUCGUAUAGCCAUGAUCUCUGCAGAAAUCGAUCAUGGGCUUGAGAAGUGGGAGGCUAAGCAGAGAAAACGAGAGCAAGAGGCGGAGGAAAAGCGAUGCAACAGACUUCAGCGUAAAGGAGGCUUCCUAGAGCAGGACUCCAAAUAAAUAUUCUCCCACCUCCUCCAA